Messenger RNA from Rhododendron vialii, 1843 nucleotides. RefSeq names its product protein EARLY-RESPONSIVE TO DEHYDRATION 7, chloroplastic. Bases 182 to 1540 code for a protein of 452 amino acids. NCBI's taxonomy places the organism in Eukaryota, Viridiplantae, Streptophyta, Magnoliopsida, Ericales, Ericaceae. The record is from RefSeq and is a predicted model, not a curated record. The transcript has 5 exons. Gene Ontology annotation, cellular component: plasma membrane.
GUUUACACUCCAAUCCAAGUCUCCAACGACUCGGAUAAAAAAAAAAACAAAAAAAAAAGGUCUCCAACGACCCCACGAGGACGCCUCCUUGUGUGGAGGAUGCGCCACCAGAAAUCCUCCUUCAUUUCUUUUCUUCAUCACCACCACUCUUCCUCCCAACCUAGCUCAAACCAGACCAACAAUGGCGUCUCAAAACCCUAACCGAACCCCCCUCUACCCAACCAUACCCCAAUCAAACCCAGAUACCCUAUCUCUAUCCUCCUCCUCCCCCUCUCUCUACCCCAAAAUCGACCCCUCCGACCUCGCCCCCUCAAACCUAUUCCCACAAAAUGACAAUGUUGCCCCCUCGGCCCCGCCGGAGUCCGUCGAAGAGGUCAUCCUCACCGUCCCCGGCUCCAUCCUCCACUUGAUCGACAAGCACUACAGCGUCCAGCUCGCGUGCGGCGAUCUCUCCGUGAUCCUUCUCCGCCAGGGCCAAAACGUCGUCGCCGUUCUCGCCAGAGUCGAUGACGAGAUCCAGUGGCCCUUGGCCAAGGACUUGGCCGCCGUCAAGCUCGACGAGUGUCAUUACUUCUUCUCCCUCCGCCCUCCCAAAGACACCGGAUCCGAUUCUGAUUCCAGCUCAGACUCCGACGACGAUGAUGAUAGGGAUAGUAAGUUGUUGAAUUACGGGCUGACUAUCGCGUCCAAGGGGCAGGAGAGCUUGAUAAGAGAAUUGGAUAAUGUUUUGGAGCAAUUUAGUAGCUUUUCGGUACAAAGAGUACAGGAGAAGGGGGAGAAGGGGGAGGUGUUGGAUGGGAGGGUGGCGAAGGAGGUUUCACCAGGGGAGUUGAUGGAGGAUGAGAGGAAGAAGGAGAUGAUGGAGGGGAGGUGUGCGGCAUACUGGACAACGUUGGCGCCAAAUGUGGAAGAUUAUGGUGGGAUGGCGGCGAAGAUGGUUGCGGCGGGGUCGGGGCAGCUUAUUAAAGGGAUUUUGUGGUGUGGGGAUGUGACUGUUGAUAGGUUGAGGUGGGGGAAUGAGGUUAUGAAGAAGAGGAUGAAACCAGGGUCGGCUUCAGAGAUUAGUCCUGAAACCUUGAAGAGAAUCAAAAGGGUUAAGAAGGUCUCAAAAUUAACAGAGAAGGUGGCAAUUGGGGUCCUGUCUGGGGUUGUGAAGGUUUCGGGGUUCUUCACGAGUUCGGUUGCUAACUCAAAAGUGGGCAAGAAGUUCUUUGGCCUCUUGCCAGGGGAAGUUGUUCUUGCUUCCCUCGACGGAUUUAGCAAGAUCUGCGAUGCUGUUGAAGUUGCUGGAAAGAGUGUGAUGUCAACCUCAUCCACUGUUACUACUGGACUUGUCUCUCACAGGUAUGGGGAAGAGGCAGCUAAGGCAACAAGUGAAGGACUUGAUGCUGCAGGGCACGCUGUUGGGACGGCAUGGGCUGUUUUCAAGAUUCGGAAGGCUCUCAACCCUAAAAGUGUUCUAAAGCCCACCACCUUAACCAAGUCCGCCGCCAAAACUCUGGCUGCUGAGAAGAAAAAGAAAUCCAAGAGUUCCAAGUAAUUAUAUGUGCAUUUGAACUUCUACGGUAUCCAUUUCCAUCAGAUUGUGAGCUCCGCUUGUCUUGUCUCCUUAACAUGUUAUUAAAAAUGCCCUUUUCCUGUUAGAUUCUGUAGAUAUCAUUCACUGUAGAAGAUGGCUCAAAAAAGCUGACUGUAGUUCUUGUUGUAGUCAUUUGUUGUAAGCUUAUCCGUUAUUCCGUGAGUCGUGACUCCUUCUGGCCAUCAUAUUGAGAUGGGACAUUGUCGAUCUUUUCCAUACUGUUCAGGAAACAAAAAAUGAACCUCCUCCUAUUCUUCCGUUCAA